This is a messenger RNA of Scedosporium apiospermum, 1308 nucleotides long. RefSeq names its product Glycerol-3-phosphate dehydrogenase [NAD(+)]. Gene Ontology annotation, biological process: glycerol-3-phosphate catabolic process; carbohydrate metabolic process. Gene Ontology annotation, cellular component: glycerol-3-phosphate dehydrogenase (FAD) complex; cytosol; nucleus. NCBI's taxonomy places the organism in Eukaryota, Fungi, Ascomycota, Sordariomycetes, Microascales, Microascaceae. The transcript has 3 exons. Gene Ontology annotation, molecular function: NAD binding; glycerol-3-phosphate dehydrogenase [NAD(P)+] activity. The coding region runs from base 1 to 1308 and encodes 435 amino acids. The record is from RefSeq and is a predicted model, not a curated record.
AUGGCUGGCAAUUCUGACCUUUUGGCGCCUGCCACAGCGACGCAGUAUGAGAAGAGGCAUAAGGUGACUGUGGUGGGGUCUGGUAACUGGGGUUCUACCAUUUCCAAGAUCGUCGCCGAGAACACAAAGGCGCAUCCCCACCUCUUCGAGCUCGAGGUCCAGAUGUGGGUACACGAAGAAGAGGUGGUUAUCGGCAAGGACUCUCCCCAUUACGACCCGGCCAUUGGCGACAAGCCCCAGAAGCUCUCCGCCCUCAUCAACAAGUACCACGAGAACGUAAAGUACCUCCCCAACAUCCGCCUCCCCGACAACCUCGUCGCGAACCCUUCCCUCGCCGACGCCGCCGCCGGAUCCAGCAUUCUCGUCUUCAACCUUCCCCAUCAGUUCAUCAGCAAUGCCUGCAACACUCUCCGAGGCAAAAUCCUACCCUUCGCCCGCGGCAUCAGCUGUAUCAAGGGUGUGAACGUGUCGGAUGAUGGCAUUGCGCUGUUCUCCGAGUGGAUUGGAGAGGGUCUGGGUAUCUACUGCGGUGCGCUUAGUGGUGCGAACAUUGCCAGCGAGAUUGCCGCCGAGAAGUGGUGCGGGACUACCAUUGCCUACGAUCCCCCUCCCAUGGACCAGUCCCGCGCCCCGUCCAAGGCCCCCACCCCGAGAUCGGGUUCGCCGGCGUCGAACGGUAUCCACGAAAAUGGGACUCUCAACGGCGUCGUCUGGGAGCACAGGGACGCCAGAGGUCGCAAGUCCAAGGUGACGCUGACACCUGUGCCUCCCGAGUAUCCUCCUCUCGACCACGAGACCUUUAAGCACCUCUUCCACCGGCCCUACUUCCACGUGCGCAUGGUAUCCGACGUUGCUGGCGUCUCCCUCGGCGGUGCGCUGAAGAACAUCGUCGCUCUCGCCGCCGGCUUCGUUGUCGGUCGCGGCUGGGGAGACAACGCCAAGUCCGAGAUUAUCCGAAUUGGUCUUCUCGAGAUGAUCAAGUUUGGCAAGCAGUUCUUCGGCGCCACUCUUGUCGCGGAGACGUUUACCGAGGAGAGUGCCGGUGUGGCCGAUCUUGUUACCAGUUGCAGCAGUGGACGAAACUACCGAUGCGCCAAGCUUGCCGUCGAGAGGGGUGUUCCCGUUCAAGAGAUUGAGCGGACGGAACUCAACGGUCAGCUUCUUCAGGGAACGAGUACCGCUCAUGAGGUGAACAGCUUCCUUAAGGCUAAGGGCCUGGAGAAGGAGUAUCCCCUCUUCACGACUGUUAAUGGAAUUCUCGAGGGCCGCUUUACGGUGGACGAUAUCCCCAACCUCGUCUCCCCUUAA